GCAACCAUUUUGAAAAAGGGUCAAAGCAAAACACAAAUCAAAACAGAGGUAGAGCCAAACCCAAUAAAACAUUCUCUCCAUUUCACUUCCUCCUCUACUCUUUUCCAUGCUUCCAAGCCUAGAUAUCGCUGCAGUGUUCAUCAUAGCUGCAGUUUCUCCAUCGUCUGCAUCCAAAUGCGUGGUUGAUCUUUCUGCUUGGGAGAAAUUUCCAAUCCCUUCCGAUUGAGAACACCAUAAAACUGUUUCUCAGCAACAAAAGUUGUGUCAUGUCUCUUAAACCCGUAAAGAAAAUGGGUUCUUCUAACUCCCACAAGCUCAAGACAGAGAAAUCCAACAAGAUCAUGAAACAUCGCAAGCUUCGAAAGAUUGCGAACUUGUUGCGGUACGUUGAGAUGUGUGUUGUUUUGGUCUUGAUUUCCAGGGCCUCCUUCCAACACCUACCAGUGGCUCUCAAGAUCUCAAGCGAGUAUUUCAGUGGUUUCAUGGUUAGCCCUCGCUUCGUUUUUCUGAUCGGAAACGUUAUAAUCAUCGCUCUGUUCGCCCAGUCUGGCCAAUUCUCAGGAAAGACAACUCCAGAGCCUGAUUUUUAUCUCGAGUUCCUUCAGAAUAGCACCGUGAAUCAGGAAACUCAAGAUGAUCAGAAAAGGGUAAGCAUGAAAUCGGAGAACGGUGUAAAGGAUCAUCAUCAUAGAAUCGAUGGAGGCAUGAUUAAAACCAAACACCCAGAAAAACAGAGCACAGAUGGAAGCAUGAUCAAACUCCCCGAAAAACAGAGCACGAGAGCAACAACAACUGGUUUGGAGAUAGUGGAAGUGAAGGACUAUAGAAGGUGUCAAUCAGAGAUUACGAGGCGUAUGCAGAGUGAUGAGAAGGAUCGGCGCGUGCUGCAAAGGUGUGAGACUGAGAAUCGGAUGAGGAGAAGCAAUGAAGGUGAAACAGAGAGAGUGGGAAGGAGUUCGUACCCUGAAGAUGGAAUGAGCAACGACGAUUUUCGACGCACGGUGGAGGCUUUCAUUGGGCGCCAACAGAGGCUCCGAGAACAUGAAUUACAAGCAUUUUCUUCCUAAGAUUUGGAGUUCAUAGUCAGAAGUUUGUGGAUUGUUCAACUCUAUUAUGUGAUCAGGGUGAACUAUACCUUGAAUGUAAUUCCUCUGUUUUUUCUUCUGGCAUCUUGUUAAGAAACAAAAAAAUGUGAUGUAUAUCAUGUGAGUAAAGAAAGUGAGUGGAUUAACGUUUUGAUUCUUAAA
Molecule: messenger RNA, 1247 nt
Organism: Lotus japonicus
Lineage: Eukaryota; Viridiplantae; Streptophyta; Magnoliopsida; Fabales; Fabaceae
Exons: 1
Coding region: 267-1067 (266 amino acids)
Source: RefSeq, a predicted model, not a curated record